This is a messenger RNA of Tuber aestivum (summer truffle), 159 nucleotides long. NCBI's taxonomy places the organism in Eukaryota, Fungi, Ascomycota, Pezizomycetes, Pezizales, Tuberaceae. The record is from the annotation of a GenBank genome assembly.
UUAAAAAUUUGGUUCUUUUCCUCCAACGAGCUUCAAAUGUCAUUGUUUAUUGUUUUGUUAGAAGGGUUUCUAUUAUCUUAUAGGCCUCCAGUUCGAAAAAGUGUGUCCCAGCCACUUGAUCAUUUUUUGAUCCAACCCCCCCCCCUUUGUUGCAACAUU